UAUAAACCAUGUCGUCUAAAGUGCUAUUUAUCAAGUAUGUCCCACAUUUUCUGCAAGUGGACUCCACAGCACAACAGAAGAGCCUCAUUGCUGCAGCCAACUGCACCAGUUCCCAUGGAGUCCUGCUCAACACUAAAGGAGGGUGUUUGUCUAUAGAGGGUUUCCCUGAUAUUCCCUGCAGCGAGAAACACAAGUCCUGGUCUCUCUUUAAGGAGGCAGUGAAGCAGUUGCUUGGUGUCCCCCAGCAGACGUCCAUAUCACUACGAUUCUCGUUCCCACCCUGUUCACCCAUAGCCAGUGUAUCAGAGAUCUUGCAGGAGUCCAGUCACAUAGUGCAGCUGAUUGCAACCCCCCUACCACACACCAAUCCACUAGUCACUCUACGCAUACCAGUCCCUCAAUCCCGCUCGUAUCGUCAGAGAACAGAUGGUUCCAGAACGACGAAAACAGACCCGUAUUGUCAAUACAAGGAAGUGUUUGGAUCUUCAGUACCAUCUCUUAUCGAACGCAAAUGCAAUUUUCCGGACAUGGAACGAUUACUCUCACAAUUGGAAGAAGUUAGUCAAAGUUUGGAGCGAACACAACGUGCUUGUGAUAAAAUUGCUAGAAAAGAAAGCCCAUCCCUAAGACCAGCCGUAGUACCUGCCCCCUGUGACAAGAUUCUGCUCUGUGCUAGUGACUCGGGUAAUGGACCCUCACUCGCUGAAGAUCAAACUGACGGAAUGGACGAUUUGGAACUGCAUUCUGAAGACGAAAAUGUUGAAAAAUUGCUCAAAAUUGCAGAGACCAUUGUCAAAAUGCCGCCACCUCCUCCACCAAGGAAAGAGCGUGAGGUGGUCCCUGUUCGACUGACUGAUGAUGAGGGGGUGUGUCUACCAGACCCCCCCACUGGUGUGACUGUGCAGCCAAGCAUCACAGAGGGAGGCAUCUACGUUCUCUGGAACCCUGUUAGGCUGGAUGGUGAUGAUAGUAACCAUGGUCACACUGUGCUGGGGUACAAGGUUCACCUGGACAAGAGAUUGAGGGUCAAUGUGAGUGGAAGUCUCUCCUCUCAGGCCGAGUUGCUAGGAGACCAACUGGAGGAGGGACAAGAGUACACAGUGCAAGUAUGCACUCAUACCAACCACUGCAACUCUCUCCUCUCCACACCUCUCAAGUAUAGGCAUUGUAGGAGGCCCUCUAAGCAAGCACACUUGAACAAGACAAGAGUCGAACAAGAGAAGGAGAGUAAAUCUAAAGCAGCUCGAGUCGAGUCAUGGCUACUCAACGGACAUAUUUCACAGACGGACGCUCACACGCUAGCCAAUGGAAUUCAAGGAUUAUCCGAGCGCAGCUCCGAGUCACCGAGUCACCACGUACACUUUGCCCGAGUGGGCUACAAUAAAUGGGCGGAGUCUGAUGUAGAUAUUCCCGCCCACCUCAUGGACAGUGGAUGUGAAGACACUCGUAGCAAUGCAAGUAGCCAUACAAGUGGUAUCGUCACUGAUUUCCCAGCCAGUCCGUACGUGAAACAACAAACACCGUCUUUCUCUUACUAUAGUCAGCACACUGACGCCCACUCCACCCACUCCAUCUCCACACACCUCAGUAACGUACACUCUGCCUCUGACGACGGCUUCCACACCCUCACAAGAUCAAGUCUCAGUGAACAACAUGCUAAACUCUCUCUCAGCAGUACACUAUGUCCUAGCAACAGAACUAGUCGUGCCGGGUCCACAGAGCUCAGUUGUUUGGCAGCUAGUGAUACGAUCAUCAAUGAGCCAAUGGAAUUGUCACCUGCACGGAGAUUAAUGAGUAGCACUAACGAGAUUGAUGGUCGAACAUCAAGAGGGAGGUUGUUAAGAAUGAAACAAAAAAAGCCUGAAGCACCCGAGCAGCUGUCAGUGAAACAAGACCCUGAGGAGAGGAGGUGGCUUAUUCUGGAGUGGACUCCUGCUAGUCGUAAUUCUAAAGGAUGCAGUAAUGGGUUCUUCAUCCUCGGUUACCGUAUCUACGUGAAUGACGUGGCCCACAGCAGUGUGAAUGGAGCAAUGACCUACCGAGCACGGAUAGCCUGUCCAACCAAUUCCUCUGAUCCCAUCAAGCUGGACGUGAGAUCUCGUGCAAUGGCUGGAGAGUCCUGUCCAUCCAACUCUGUGUACUUCAAUACAAAUACCCACCAACCAACCACGAGUGCCUGUCAUAGUGUAAUGAGUAACAGCUGCACUGUACGAUGCUCUAGUGCUGCAUCAGCAGCUACCUUCAAGUCUGGGACCAGUAGCCGUACCAUCCAACCACGGAGUCUACGAGUGGAAACCAUUGUCUAAUCUAAUGAUUGUCCGAAUUGGAACAAUGAACUGAGCUAGCUGCAUGUGUUGUGUUGUGUUGUGUACUUCUAUAUAGAGCCUCUCAAUCUCUGGCACCAUGUCACUCAAACAGUAUUAAUAAUUACGUGUCACCAUUUCAUCUAUCUAUUGUGUUUUAAUUUGUUGUGUUCAUGUUGUCAAUACUGAAUAAUAA
This is a messenger RNA of Halichondria panicea, 2499 nucleotides long. RefSeq lists its product as uncharacterized. Bases 9 to 2306 code for a protein of 765 amino acids. Gene Ontology annotation, molecular function: protein binding. The transcript has 10 exons. The record is from RefSeq and is a predicted model, not a curated record. NCBI's taxonomy places the organism in Eukaryota, Metazoa, Porifera, Demospongiae, Suberitida, Halichondriidae.